Messenger RNA from Desarmillaria tabescens, 2113 nucleotides. Its product is annotated as glycoside hydrolase superfamily. The record is from RefSeq and is a predicted model, not a curated record. Bases 1 to 1803 code for a protein of 600 amino acids. NCBI's taxonomy places the organism in Eukaryota, Fungi, Basidiomycota, Agaricomycetes, Agaricales, Physalacriaceae. The transcript is spliced from 14 exons. Gene Ontology annotation, biological process: carbohydrate metabolic process. Gene Ontology annotation, molecular function: beta-glucosidase activity.
AUGCUCAUCGAAGUACUGUUACUCUCUUUCGUCUUUCCCAAUAGGCGGAGCGGAAUUUCUGUAGCGCUUGCAACGUCGGCCACAAGAACAAGCUCUUCGGGAAUAUCAAGCGUUACCAGUACACUGGGUCCCACAAGUAUCCCAACUGCCACCGCCAGCUUUCCUCCAAUCGGAUCGAUUCCUCGCGAUUACACGCCGGAAGGGCAGGAAAAACUAUGGGAUAUUAUCGGACCUGUUGAGCCACCUCCAUUCACCACUACCCGCAUUCCCGGCGCAGCAGUCACCCUACCACCCUCUCCCCCGCCUUUGUAUCCAACAUUCUAUGCCCCUUUGCCAAAGGACGUCCUACCAGGCUUGAAAUUCCCCAAAGGCUUCAUAUUCGGAGUCGACACAGCCGCGUACCAAGUCGAGGGCGCCACGAAGAAUGAGGGCAAGGGUCCGACUAUUAUGCAUUACCGCUACAACGCCGAUCUUGCAACUGAGAUUGUUGUAGGUGACGUUGUCGACCUUCACUUCCUGUACAAAGAAGAUGUUCAGCUCCGCCCCCCUUGGUGUCACUGCGCAUUCUUUCUCGCAUGUAUUGGAAUCCAGGUGACGCGACUUCUCAGAACAAUGUCUCGUAGUAUCUCGUGGGCGAGGAUCUACCCCUUUGGUGCUGCUGAUUCUCCUAUUAAUAUCGCAGGAACUAUUCAUUAUUCCGAUGGCCUAUGGCGUGGAGCCUGUUGUAAUUUUGUAGAAAUAGUCCAUUGGGAAACACCUCUUGCCCUCAAGGCUUACUACGGAGCUUUCACAUCUCCAGAAAUAGUCGAUGACUUCGUAAACUACGCCAAGACGGUAUUCAAGGCGUACAACGGCCGUAUACUUUUAACGAGCCAUGUGCUUAUUGUGGCCAGGUUGCAACCUAUCCUUUCAGUACACAUUCUGAUAUAUCAAACCCCUUCCGCAAGCUUACCAUUAAGAAUAGAUGCCACACUCGUCCCUGGUGUAAACUCGUCUGCCGCCCCUUAUCGAUGCACAUACAAUCUGUUAAAGGCCCAUGCAGGAGUCGUUAAAGAUCUAGGCACGCCCUGGAGAAACAAUUCUACUGAGGACGCACUUGCCGUCGAAUGCCAUGCUGCAUUCCAAAUAGGCAUCUUCUCAAACUUCGUAUAUACAACAGGCGACUGGCCCAACAUUGUCGGGGACACCCUUCCCUCCGAGUAUCUCCUGCGCUUCACUGACCAGGAAAAGAGGGACAUCCUCGGCUCCGCGGAUUUCUUCGCCAUCGAUUCCUACCGCUCGCAAUGGGUAAGGGCCUCGGUAGAAGGAAUCGACGCAUGCGUCGCAAAUACUUCCCACCCUUUGUGGCCUGUCUGUAACGAACCUGUACUGUUCGACUCGGAUUACGGCUGGGCUAUAGGUCCUGCUGCUGACCCAUUGGCUACCUGGCUUCAAGCAACACCAGUGGCCGUUGGUACUUUGCUAAAGGAUCUCCACUCGCGAUGGCCAAGUAAUAAGUUGUAUGUUUCUGAAUUCGGCUUUGCGGGGCCUUACGAAAACGAGAAAACGGACCUAUCUCAAAUAAAGGAGGACGUGGACCGAACGAACUACUUCCUCACGUACCUUGGUGAGAUGUUGCUAUGCAUACACGAAGACGGGGUUCCAAUACAGGGUGCUUUCGCUUGGGCAAUGCUCGACAAUGCGGAAUGGGCAAGUGGAACGUCCGUCAGAUUCGGUAUCCAGCACGUCAAUUACACGACACUAGAGCGGACAUACAAAUGUUCGGCGCUGUCCUUGGCGGAAUUUUUUGCGUCGCAUCUUUAAGAUUGAGUUCCGUGUCAAUCUUGGUUUUCGUCGAAUGCAAAUUCAAGAACAGGGAAUACGCUUCUCCGACAGCCACACAAAUACAGACUAGUCACCAAUAAAGCCUCCCAGAAAGACAAUUUAGGCAGGCCUUAAAUGUAUACUCUUUCCAGAGAUCUUUCAUCGUCUUUUCCUUCUUAUCGACAACCACGGUGGGGUUUUGCUCCUCGUCCGUCUUGGUCUACUGCAGCCCUAUAAAGACGUAUAUGAAUGUUGACUUUGUAUCGAGUUUCAUGGGAGAGAGCAAUUUUCAACUUGACAGUCUGUCAGG